Vanessa tameamea is the source of this 1726-nucleotide messenger RNA. RefSeq names its product major facilitator superfamily domain-containing protein 12-like (gene Bm-re). Bases 195 to 1664 code for a protein of 489 amino acids. Gene Ontology annotation, biological process: carbohydrate transport. Gene Ontology annotation, molecular function: symporter activity. The transcript is spliced from 10 exons. Gene Ontology annotation, cellular component: plasma membrane. The record is from RefSeq and is a predicted model, not a curated record. NCBI's taxonomy places the organism in Eukaryota, Metazoa, Arthropoda, Insecta, Lepidoptera, Nymphalidae.
UAAGCCUACUAGUUAAACUCACAUGACCGGAGGAAUCCUUUCAAGACGCACGCGUCGGUUUACCUGUGAAGUGUGAUAUUUGAUACGACCAGUGUCCCCAAUAAAGUGAAGUGAAAAUGUUAUUAGAUUUUAAUUUGCCGUAAUAGAACUUCAAAUACGUUUAAAUUAAAUGUAUUAUUAUAAUUAACGCAAACAUGAACGUUACAUAUGGAGCAACGAAGUCAAAUGUUUCAGUGAAAAAUGAUAUUCAAGACAAUAUUGAUGAGGAAAUCGAUAGAAGUAUACCAUACAGACCUCGACGAUGGUGGCGAAUUAAUCAGAACCAUUUAUACGGGCUAGGUCACAUGUAUAAUGAUCUAUGUGCAGCGAUGUGGUUCUCUUACAUGUUGCUGUUCUUCCAGGCGGUACUUGAAAUGAGGGCCGUUGUUGCCGGCGCCAUGCUUCUGCUGGGACAAGUAGUGGAUGCACUCGCUACGCCAAUAGUUGGUAUAUUGGCGGACAAAUAUAGUACAAAGAAAGCUUGGCAUUUAACAGGAUGCCUAUUAGUGACGUGCACAUUUCCACUGCUAUUCAUAAGAUGUCGGAACUGCUGGCCGAAUAAAAACUCCGAGUAUUUGAUGUGGUGGAUGCCUUUAUACUAUGCUAUAUUGAUAACAAUCUUUCAAAUCGGCUGGGCUGUAGUUCAGAUAUCGCAUCUAGCAAUAAUACCAUCUAUCACUGACAACCUGCAUAUACGAUCCGAAUUAACUUCAAUAAGAUAUAUGGCUUCGGUUAUAUCGAGUCUUGCCGUCUAUUUUAUAACGUGGAUUGUUCUGAGGGCAACAAACUACAGUACUUUUAUUAGACCAACGGAUGAUUAUAAAUUCCGGGAUGUAUCACUAAUUAUAUCCGGUAUUGGAAUACUGUCAUAUAUAAUUUUCCACGUUGUCUUUAAAUUGAAACCACACAAACAACCUAAAUCAAACGGACAUGCAGGAGAAAGCGGCGAAAAUGAACCUCUUAACUUUUUAGCAAAGUCAAAAAUAAUGCAUUUUUUACAAAUGCCCUUAUUAUACCAGACCAGUUGUUUAUACGUUUUUUCAAGAUUGUACUGGGCCUUAAGCCUUGUGUAUGUACCGCUUUUUCUCGAAGAACGAUUAUCAGUAAAUCCAACAGAAGGAUCAGAAUUGGUAGCCAGCGUACCUCUCGUUCUUUACAUUUCUUCACUUAUCUUUUCAUUUCUUUUAAAGAGUAAUAUUAACAAAAUAGGACAUCAGGUGGCGUAUUUUAUAGGCAGCUUCCUUAGUCUAAUUAGCUGCAUGUGGAUAGCACUAGCUAUUAGCCCAGAGGCAAAUGUUGCACAAAUAUAUUUAGUCGCAGCAUUGAUAGGAGCUGGAAGUGCGAUAACCCUAGUGUCGAGUCUGUGCGUAACUGCAGAUUUAAUAGGACCUCAUUCCCAUCAGGGUGCUUUAAUAUAUUCAAUUGUUACAUUUGCCGAUAAAUUAGUUACCGGAAUUGCCGUAAUGGCUAUUGAAAACUAUAAAUGCGAUGAUGCAAUAAGCUGUCCCCAGUAUUACAGAGGAGUAUUGACAUACGCUUGUGGUGGCAGUGCUGUACUUGGUAUAUUAUCUCUAUCAAUAACAAUAAUAAGUACCAACCACAGCAAAAGUAAACCUCAAACAUAAUUAGUUAAAUUUAAUUAUUGUAACAAUACACAUAGUACAAUAAUAAAAUACGAUACAUUGUU